Molecule: messenger RNA, 4974 nt
Organism: Aplysia californica (California sea hare)
Lineage: Eukaryota; Metazoa; Mollusca; Gastropoda; Aplysiida; Aplysiidae
Product: very long-chain specific acyl-CoA dehydrogenase, mitochondrial
Exons: 19
Coding region: 103-2046 (647 amino acids)
Molecular function (GO): flavin adenine dinucleotide binding; very-long-chain fatty acyl-CoA dehydrogenase activity; fatty-acyl-CoA binding
Source: RefSeq, a predicted model, not a curated record
GUUCGUUCCUCAGUCCUCAGCAGGACAGCUUGUCGCGUUGACAGAGCAACCCUUCUCGAUUCUCAACCUUUGUCCACUUUCCUCCUUGUUUGCAAACCGAAGAUGUUUCGAGGGAUAACUAAGAUACAGAAAGUUUCGACUGGGGUGCGGCUAAUGAGGAGCACCGAAUUGCAGAGUCUUACCUGGAAGUCACAGAGCAGAUUUCUUGCUAAUGCUGCUGCUGCCCAACCAAAGGAGUCUUCCCAACAGGAUGGUUCGGAGAAGAAGCAGACUGCCAAACCUGAUUCCAAAUCCUUUGGUUUGAACUUAUUCCGUGGACAGGUUUCAGCCGAUCAAGUGUUUCCAUAUCCAGAAGUUUUGAGUGAGGAUCAGAAACAGGAGCUGCAGGAGUUGGUGGACCCGUGUGCCAAGUUCUUUGAGGAGGUCAACGAUGCAUCCAAAAACGAUCAGUUGGAAAAAGUGGAAGAUUCCUCUAUGGAAGGUCUCAAGGAAAUGGGAGCUUUUGGUCUGCAAGUACCUCAAGAUUUGGGUGGCAUCGGUCUGACCAACACUCAGUACGCACGGCUGGUGGAGAUCGUCGGGGCUCACGACCUCGGUGUGGGCAUCACCCUCGGGGCCCACCAGUCUAUUGGCUUCAAGGGCAUCCUGCUGUUUGGCGACAAGGAACAGAAAGAGAAAUACUUACCGGCUUUGGCGUCGGGGGAAACGAUAGCUGCUUUCUGUCUGACCGAGCCGGCCAGUGGCUCAGAUGCCAGUUCAAUCAGGACAAGGGCUGUUAUGUCAGAGGAUGGGGAACAUUUCAUCCUGAAUGGCAGCAAGAUUUGGAUCAGCAAUGGAGGACUGGCUGAAAUUUUUACAGUUUUCGCUCAGUGUGAAGUCACAGACCCAAAGACGGGGGUCAGCAAGGACAAAGUGACAGCAUUUAUAGUGGAGAGAAGCUUUGGAGGAGUCUCAAAUGGUCCUCCAGAGAAGAAGAUGGGCAUCAAGGCGUCCAACACUGCUGAGGUGUACUUUGAGGACGUGAAGAUUCCCAAAGAGAAUGUUCUUGGUGGUAUUGGUGGUGGUUUCAAAGUGGCAAUGAACAUUCUGAACAAUGGAAGAUUUGGCAUGGCUGCCUGUCUAGCCGGGACUCAGCGCUACUGCAUUAGCAAGGCUGUGGAGCACGCAGCAAACAGAACCCAGUUUGGAAGAAAGAUUGAAACCUACGGAGCCAUCCAGGAGAAAAUUGCACGAAUGACAGUCCUGCAGUAUGUCACAGAGUCGAUGGCCUACAUGAUCUCUGCCAACAUGGACCAAGGCUCAGCAGAAUUUCAGAUUGAGGCAGCCAUCAGCAAAAUAUUUGCCUCUGAGGCAGCGUGGUACUGUGCUGAUGAGGCCAUUCAAGUCUUGGGAGGCAUGGGCUACAUGAAGGACUGUGGUGUGGAGAGAGUGAUGAGGGACCUGAGAAUUUUCCGCAUCUUCGAAGGAACCAACGACAUCUUGCGCCUGUUUGUCUCACUGACAGGAAUUCAGUAUGCUGGCAGCCAACUGAAGGAACUCCAGAAGGCUCUGGCCAAUCCUGCAGCCAAUCUGGGUCUCCUGGUGGGUGCAGGAGCCAAAAGAGCAAAGAGGUUGGUGGGAAUGUCCACUGGCAAUGUUUCCCUGAAGGAGCAUGUUCAUCCUGACUUGGCGGGCUGUGCCGACAAGGCUGCCAAAUCUAUAGAUGCCUUUGGUGGUACCGUGGAAGAUCUGCUCAUGAAACACAACAAGAAAAUCAUUGACGAGCAGUUCCUGCUGAAGCGACUGGCUGAUGCUGCCAUCGACAUCUACGCCAUGGUGGCCGUUCUGUCCCGAGCCACGCGCAGUAUCAACGAGGCUCACAACUCUGCCGGACACGAAAAGAUGAUGUGUGAAGUCUGGUGCAAUGAGGCCCACGACAGGAUCAAGCUGAACCUACAGCAGGCCACGGAUAACAACACCAGGAAAAACUUCAGCACUCUCUCCACCAUCUCCAAGGAGGUGGUCGGCCACGGAGGCGUCUUCCACCGGCACGUGCUCGGAUUUUAGCCGGAUCUAGUCAACGGAAAUGAGACCGACCGGGGAAGAUUUUAAUGUGACUGAUGUGAGAGUUGUGAGGAUGUGUGGAUUUGUGUGAGAGUCUGUGGAAAUGUCAGUGUUUGUGUUGUGUUGAUUUGUUGCAAGUGCCCGAGAGUUACGAUGCAGCUGAGAUAUUUGUACAAAAAGUUAUGAAGUAAAUUAUUCAGUGAUUGUUCGGGUUUUUUGUGUACUCAGUCGAAAAAUUAUCAGUAUCUGUGAUGGCUCUUUGAAUACCACAUUUAUAGAAAGCUUUUCUUGUGUUGAAACAUAUUACAUGUCAGUGUGUUUGAUUAUGUUUGUUUUGGAAUAAAGUUUACAACAUUUUUGGAUUAAUUCUCUUUUCCUUAAUUCCUAAUAUAUAUAUAUGCAUCCUUGCUAAUUGGAUUUUAUGUCUUAACUAAUGUAACUUUGGACUCACUAUCAUUGAUGGUUUUGUCCCUUUACUGCAUGUAUUUAUCACAUUUUUUGGGGUUUUGCCACUAUCUUCCCAGCAUUGUUUUUUUAAAAAAAAGUGUAUGUGAACAUGAUUGCGACAGGAUUGUUUUUGCCAGUAUCUGGCAAUGACCCAUGACAGUUUUUGUUCUUAUUAAUGUUAUAAUAUACAGUUUAACAGUCUUUGUCACAAUUGUGAUUAUGUGUGUAUAUAUAUCAUAUAUGUAUAAAUAAAUAAAUAAAAUGUGAAUACAGUAGUCUGCUUCUGGCCUUUAGCUUUAGUAAACCUGCUUUUGGACAAGGUGAUAAUCUGGAGGAGGGUGGGAUAGGGGAGAAAUAUGUGUGCUUCUGUCUGUUGUCUACGUUUUCUUGCUGUGUUUCUGUCUGUUGUCUAUGUUUUCUUGCUGAGCAGUCAGUGCAAAGAUCCGCAUCAUCUUUGUCUUUUCGUCACACCAGUGGACCAAUCGAGUUCUUAUCUCUUACCUGCUAGUGUUCCGACCAAAGUCCUGUGUUUGUGAGUUGAAGGGACUUGAUGUCUGUCUGUUUAGUUUGCUGCCCAGUGAGGCAAGUUUAGCCAGGCUAAUUUUUUCAAACACAAUUUUUUUUGGCAUUGUUAAAUCUGAUUUCUUGGCUCUUAUAUGACCUGAUUGUGUUUUAAGUGCGGGAAGACUCCCACUAAAAUUAAAAAUCUGAUUCCUAUUCAUGCUCCUGGUCAAACUUUGAUGCAACAACCUACCAAAUGUAAUAGAAUUUGAUCUUUUUAGUUUGUCAGAUCCCUAGAAAGUACAAAAACAAGACUAGCAGUGUCACUUCAAUUUGCCCCAGGUGAAAAAGGCACUCCACUGAACAGACAGGUGUGGUGGUAUGAGCACGAUGACCCCAGUCAGCUAAAGUUCAUACUUGUAAAGCUGGUCUUAAGACUGAAUGCGGGUGCUCUGUUGUGGUUUGCUUCUUCUUUCCUAUCAAACAUCUAUCGUCUUUAUCUCCCCUUCUUCUUUUUUAUGUUUGUUGCUCUCUUGUAACACCUCUAAUCUUCUGGCGCUCAUAUGAACUUAUGCAGUUGCGAGUGCCGUAAAACCCUCUACUAGAACUAAAAAAACACUAUUCAAUCUCUUUUUCCUCGCUGCUUCCCUAGUGUACCUUGUGUGAAACAAGGGAAGAUUUGUGUAGUUUCUCAGUCUGCUGGCUUUUGUAUCCGGUGUGACAAUGUGGGAAAAGUGGUGGUUGUUUGUGCAAGUUUUUGUGGUAGUUGAGGGGUUUUCAGUCACUCUAGUUACAUCUCAGGAAUUUCUUAUAGUUGUUGUCAGUUCUGUGUGAGUGAGUGCUGGGUGUACUGCUUUCUGCUCCGUGACCUGUGUGAAAACUAGAAGGUGUGUGUGUAUAUGUGUGUGUGUGUGUGUGUGUGUGUGUGUGUGUGUGUGUGUGCGGGCAUGGGUGCGUGCCUGUGCUGUUGUUGUGUUUGAUGGGCGAGUGAUAAAAUGUGCAUGGUGAUAGUGAUAGAUGACGCCUCUUUUAGGUUCUUUUCUUUAGUCUGUUGCUGUUGUAGUGGAAAUGAGAGAUGAGAAAAAUGUUGCAAAGCAAAAAAAACGUUUCCGGAAGUAUGAUGGGAAAAGGUUGGGUUUUUUCUUUCUUUUUCAUGUAGUUGAUCAUGGAUAUUUUAAGGUAAAUCAUUUGAAGACUUAGGUGUAGAAAAACACGAUGUUAUGAAAUCCAGGGUUAAGAAUUUUUGGAACUUACACUGAAUGGCCAGUUCUGUUACCAGCAGAGAACAAGGAAUUUACAGUACGGAUAUUUAAAGGAAGGGUUUGUGAAAGUCAUGGUUGUCUUGCUAUUUCUUGUAAUGGCACUCUUGUUUCUGGGUCAGUCCAUGAAGAAUGAAGAUGCAGUUGUAUGGGUAAUGUGGAGAUGAUGACUUGAUGGGAAAAUUCCCAGCAGUGAUAGAGCCAUUCUUUAUUUUUGUAUGUCGGAGGCAACUUUCUUCUAACACACAGUUUUAAAAAAAUCCACUCUAUCGUUGUUCAGAAUUUAUUCAGCAGGUUUGUCACUAGUUUCGUUUUUCAUGGAAUGACCCUUUUUUUGUGUAUUUUAUUCACUGUGUGAGGCAGAAAGUUCUCCCUAAUGUAAAAGCAAUGCUAACAAUGCAAAAUGUAAUAUAGAAAGCUCUUUUUGUGAUUUUAUUGCGUAGUCUUCUUCUGGAGAGAUGCCAAUGUAUUGCAAUGCCAGGAAUGCAAGCAAAUGCAAAAACUCAAUGCAAAAUUAGGUCUCGCGACAGCAGAGAUAUUUUUUCGCCCCACACUCUGUGCCAUACAGCCUUGAUAAUAUAAAAGUCUACCUUUGAAUUAUGAAAUGCUGAUAGGCUUGGAGUUAAGAUAGUCUGAGGAAUGUCUGAUGGUGUGUGUCGUGUGUGAGUUCAUGCACUCUUUGCUUGCCUUUUAUUUUCCGCAUUAAACAUUUUAUUUUUGCUUG